GACUGACUGACUGACCUCCACUGCAAGUGACGACAAAGAAGUUGCUUGCAGGUUUAAAAUCGAGAACAGCUCGAUACAAAUCAGAUUAACCAAGAUGAUGUCAAGAACAGCCGGCUCAGGCCUUGGGGCCACAGGUCUCUACAGGUCGGCGGCAACAAAACAGCCCUUAAUCACAAACCAAAGAUGCUUCUCACAAACACCAUCUCGCCAAGCAACCGUCAUCCGAUUUUCAAAGAGCCGCAAACCCGAACUCAACGAACUACUCACCACCAUGCGAGACAAGAUCCUGCUCCCAUGCUACAUCCCAGCCGACCAGCGCAAGCUCCUCGUCCGGACGAAAAACAAGGAGAAGCUCGCCAAGAACCCCGUAGUAUUGGAGGUCGACGAGAAGAUCUACAAGUUUGGCUAUAGGGAUCCCCGCGUCGACGACCCAAGCCCCCGCGGUACCAUGAUGAAAGCCAUUAAGUUGAUGGAUACGGACAGGGACUUCAACAACCUCAACCUCCUGCUCGAGGGCCUGCACUCGGUUGCCAAGAUCAAGUGGCAGAAGCCCUGGGAUAUGCCGAGGAUUGUGCGUCGGGCCGGCUAUCACGGCCAGGUCCUCAAGAUCCUCGAGGCGGCACGUCGCGUCGAGGCCACCGGCAUGAAGCUGGACGACGCCGAGGUCGUCUCGGAGCUCAUGUACUGGAUUCAGGAGAGGGCAUUUGGUCUGAGGCCUGAGGCCGACCACUGGACCCAGAAGGGUACCGCGCAGGCCCUAAAGUGGGCCGAUAUGGUCGUCGACAUGCUGCACCUGCCUGAGCACAAGCCGGCAGUCACGCCCAAGGGUCAGCCCGGCGGCCUGGCUUUCAUGUACGACCCCAAGGUGAGGGGUGCUCAGCUUCACCUCGCCGCCGCGCUAGCGGUCAAGCACCCGCAGCCCGAAAACCCUGAUGUGGACGCCGCACAGAGGAAACGGGUCACCGAGCUCGCCACUGGUCUGACACAUUCGUGGCCUGCCGGCAAGGGCCUGCGUGAGAUUCACCCGCCCGUUAUCAACGACAAGGGCUACCGAUACUUCCUCAGUCAUGACGGUGGAUUCCUCCGCGUGGCCGCUCCCAUCCUCCACGGUCUUGAGUUGGCCAUGACAAUUGUCGAGCCUGAGCUUGCAGAGCAGCUCAAGUCAAGGCGAGAUGCGUUGGCUGCUGAAGUGGACGAGGUCAUUGCCAAGAGGCCGGAGAAAGUGGCAAACGGUUUGAGGACCUAUGAUGUUCUGUUUGGUACCGAGCACGCUCCCGCAGGUCUGAGCAGUGUGGAAGAGAUGGAGACGAAGUCAUCAUGAUGCAUGGUGGGAGAGGCUGGAGAAACGAGCCGUGACUGUAUAACAAUAUAUUGUAUUGAGUACCCUGUGGGAUAUAUUCGUGUGUGUCACAUAGUAAAAGAAAACGGACUUGAAUUUUUUUUGGCGCUUUCGUUUUUUUUUUCUUUUUUUUUUCCUUUCUUUCUCCCCUGUCUGUCAUAUAGUACUUGACAAAAAAGUACCUACUACAUAUACACC
Molecule: messenger RNA, 1537 nt
Organism: Pyricularia grisea
Lineage: Eukaryota; Fungi; Ascomycota; Sordariomycetes; Magnaporthales; Pyriculariaceae
Exons: 2
Coding region: 95-1321 (408 amino acids)
Source: RefSeq, a predicted model, not a curated record